CAGCAUCGGAAUGACCACCGCGGAGAGACGUCUAGCAGAGUACUCGGGAAUGGUUCUUCGCCAAUAUAAAACAAAUUGUACGUCUCGAGCCAUAAAUAACCCUCAUUCAAUUGCAAAGAACCUAUAGAAUCGAAUUUUGAAUGGCGGACUCCUUCCCCCAAGAUGACACCCCAACAGUCACCAUCCUACUUCUAGGAGACUCAGGUUGCGGCAAAUCGACCUUUUUAUCGAGCCUGAAAUCCAACCAUCGCCGACUCCAAGGACAAAGAGCGGACGACGUCUCAUUACGGGACGGUGACCAACCAUUUCUCUAUGAUAUCCGCUUCUCGAAGCGAUCCUUCACCCUCGAGGUCUACGAUACCGCCAGUCCGAACCAGCACUGGUCAACUCUGCGGCCGGACGUGGUGCUUCUGGCCUUUGAUAUUUCGAAUCGGGAGACGCUGAACGGAUUGAGGGGGUGGCGACACGAUAUCACUCGUUACUUCCAGUAUGGUCACGGAGAGCGUAUCCCUAUCAUGGUGGUGGGGUUGAAACGAGACCUCAGAGUAGAGGGGGAGGGGAUCAUCUAUCCGCAGGAGUCAUAUCGCAUCGCCCAGGAACUUCGUUGCGAUCGGUAUGCGGAGUGUUCUGCUGUUACUGGGGAGUUGAUGGCGGAGACGUUUGAGGACCUGGCGCGGCUGGCGGGCAUGACGUUGACGGAUUCUGGCGGGCAGAGUGAAGGGGGUUGUGUUGUUAGUUGAUGGUUUUGUGAUACCCUUGGUUUUGACGUUGUUGUAUAUAGG
Messenger RNA from Aspergillus homomorphus CBS 101889, 782 nucleotides. RefSeq names its product putative Rho-like small GTPase. Bases 141 to 740 code for a protein of 199 amino acids. Gene Ontology annotation, molecular function: GTP binding; GTPase activity. The transcript has 4 exons. Gene Ontology annotation, biological process: small GTPase-mediated signal transduction. NCBI's taxonomy places the organism in Eukaryota, Fungi, Ascomycota, Eurotiomycetes, Eurotiales, Aspergillaceae. The record is from RefSeq and is a predicted model, not a curated record.